Thamnophis elegans (Western terrestrial garter snake) is the source of this 1783-nucleotide messenger RNA. Its product is annotated as H-2 class I histocompatibility antigen, Q9 alpha chain-like. Gene Ontology annotation, cellular component: external side of plasma membrane. Bases 172 to 1134 code for a protein of 320 amino acids. The record is from RefSeq and is a predicted model, not a curated record. Lineage: Eukaryota; Metazoa; Chordata; Lepidosauria; Squamata; Natricidae. Gene Ontology annotation, biological process: immune response. The transcript has 4 exons.
GCGAAAGUCCCAUCGAGGAAAUCCUCUUCCAGGGAUUCCGCCUCUUGGGGAGGGAGGGGCAGAAUUGCGGGGCUGGGAAAAGCGGGAGGAUCCCCUGGGCUCUCGACCACCAGGAAGGGCAGCCCUCUUUCCCGAGAUUGAGUAGCGCAGGUUGAGGUUUGUGGACACAGGAUGGCUCUGCGCUCUGCGCCCCCUUUGCUUUUGGUGUCGGUGGUGGUCAUUCUAUGGGAGAGCUGCUUCGGCUCCUCCCACUCCCUGAAGUAUUUCUCCACCGCCAUCUCGGAGCCCAGUCAGGGGCUGCCCCAGUAUGUCUCUCUGGGGUACGUGAACGAUCAGGUCUUCGUUCACUACGACAGCCACAGCCGGAGGGUGCAGCCUCGAGUCUCCUGGAUGGAGAAGGUGGGGAAGGACGACCCCCAGUACUGGGACAGAGAGACCCAGAGAGAACGUGGCAAUGAGGAGGAGUUCAGAGACCACCUGGAGACGCUGAGGAUUCUCUACAAUCAAAGUGAAGGCCUGCACACAUUGCAGAAGAUGUAUGGCUGUGAGCUCCGUGCAGACGGGACCAAGGAAGGGUUUCUCCAGUAUGGCUACGAAGGGAGGACCUUCAUCACUUUCGACAAGGAGACCCUCACCUGGGUGGCUCCUGACCCCCAGGCUCAGUUUACACAGAGGAAAUGGGAUGCUCUUCCAAGAAAGAAUCUGGGGCAUAAGUUUUACCUGGAAGACGAAUGCAUUGAGUGGCUGAAGAAGUACCUGUCCUACGGGAUUGAGACUCUGCUGAGGACAGAGACCCCAAUGGUGAUGGUGAGCAGCCGGACGGAGGUGGAGGAUGGGAUGGAGACGCACAUCUGCCGCGUCCAUGGCUUCUACCCCAGGGAAAUCGAUGCCUCCUGGAGGAGGGAUGGGGAGGAAUGGCUGGAAGAGACCUUCCAUGGGUCUGUGGCCCCCAACGCAGAUGGGACCUACCACUACUGGCUCAGCAUCCGGAUCAAUCCCGAAGAGAGGAGCCGCUAUCGGUGCCACGUGGAGCACGACGGCCUGCAGGAGCCUCUGGACUUGGAGCUGAAGAGUGAGAGGCUGCAGGGAUGGAAAGGCUGGGCUUUUUGGCUGGCUGGAGGGUGGUGGGAGUAGUUGGUGGACCUGCAGGGACCAGUCCAUAGAAUUGGCUUUAAAUGAUGUAAAGGAAGCAACAGACUCCCAUCACAAGUGUUGCCGAUCCUGAAGAAAUGCCCUUAGAUCCUCCCUUAGACUUUCUUCUUCCCCUGUUUCCUGCCUUCAACAGAGGAGUUAUGCUGAGCACAGAUAUACUCUGGUUUAAUUUUAGAUUUAUUACAGAAAUCAGGAGGUAUCUGGUAGGCCCUAUUUUGAAUACCAAAUUUUACUAAGAUUUGUGAACUGCAGCUUCAUGAAAUGGAUAAAUUGGCUGGAUUGAUGCAUCAAUAGUUAGACAAGGGGCUCCUGGUCUCAUUUUUCCCCCAUCAGCAACUAGCACAGCUCGCUCCCUUUAGAGUGUGACGUUCUUCACUUGGGAAACAAAAAUGAAAGAUGAAAGUCUUGGGCGGAGGAUACUUGAGGUUGCUAAAAACAUUUUGUAAUAGCGGUUGAUAGAAGAUAUCUAUAUACAUAUACAUUAUAUCCACACAUAUAUGCAUUACAUCCACACAUCCAUUUUCACGCAGACAUACACACUUGCUACACAAACAUAUACCAGCAUAUGUAUACAUACAUACAUAUUUACAUAUAUAAACUGAGAGCAUAUGCACCAAAGAUAAAUUCCUUG